GCAAAAACUAAAUCUUCAUCCAGUAAGUACUAUGUACAAUUGGAUGUAUACUACCCAUUGUAGUGUCUUGAUAUGUUGUAUUGUAUUCCAGAUGCGGCAGUUGUGAAGUCAGUGCCAGGAUGAAAUUGAACAAUAAGCGAGCGGAAUUGAGUCCAUAGCGUGACCCAUAAGAUUGAAUGCACUAAUUGUGCUUAUUUGUAGAUCUACAUCCGAUGCGUAGUCCUCAAUGCAUUCCGCAAAUCAAAUCCCACAUGCCACCGAAAUGACGCAGUAUGCAAUCGAAAUCGUUGAAUGAGAAAAACUGAUUAGUGUGUAUGAUCAGGAAUCCGUAAAUACACGUUACGAAAAACUGGAUUUUCUGAUUUUGGGAAUACUUGAUCGUUGACUUUUAUAUUCAGGAUGCAAAUAUCGCCUAAAAAAGAAAAAACUCGCUCAGUGUAUGACCUAAUAAACGCGUUUGAAUUUUAAAACAUCCUAUUCACCUCGCCAUAAACUAGCAAGAGUCUCGUCAAUGUCAAAAGCAAAGAAAGAGAUCGAGUCUAGCAUUAGACAGACUAGAAAUAAUACACAUUUCCUUCGUGAGAAGAAGAAAUGUGGAGCUCCAAGGACUUUCUUGAAGGAUAUCUUAAAACUCGCCAAUACCGAGAAUAGUGGCGUCGCGUUCUGUUGCAAAAACGCCUGUGGAUUUAAGAUCCUCAACGAGAUGUUGAAGGUGUCACUCGGAAUUAUCAAGGAGGCUGAAUGGGGGAGGCCACUUACGCCUAGGGAAACCGGCAAGCUUGUUCCUACAUUUCAGAAAAGUUGCCAAAACUACUUCAUCUCCACCGAUGAAUGUGUAGCUGGUGCAUGCUCUAAGAGAAAGAGUGCAAUGAAGGACGGCUUUGAAUUCGUCAACACACUUUACAAGUUCCCAACACCAUUUAAGGUUGACGACGUAGCCAGCUACCUCGCUAUCCCAAACAAAAACGUCGCCGAGAAGAAAGCACCGAAGAACGCCAAGGCUGUCGUUCCGUCGGAUGUUACUACCCCAAAAAGCGAGAAAUCCAGUGAAUGCAGUGAACGUAUGGAAGCCCUAUCAGUGACCACAAAUAUGUCAAACAGACGUCCAAACAAAGGGAAAAAGCGCGCAGAAGAACCAUCAGUUGAGGGAACAACUUGCCAUCCACAGAAAUCCCCAACAUCACUGCCAAUCUC
Wallemia mellicola CBS 633.66 is the source of this 1194-nucleotide messenger RNA. RefSeq lists its product as hypothetical. The record is from RefSeq and is a predicted model, not a curated record. NCBI's taxonomy places the organism in Eukaryota, Fungi, Basidiomycota, Wallemiomycetes, Wallemiales, Wallemiaceae. The annotation marks the transcript as partial. The transcript has 6 exons.